AAGCAAGUUUAAAGAAAGAAAAAAUGAAGGGAAUUUUGAUAGAGUUGUCGAGAAGAGUUGUAAGACUCCCAAAUAAUAUUGUGAAUGGACGAUUGUAUUGCUCUCCUCCUUCAUCUUCUUCUCUACCUCCCAAUAACAAGCUCUUCGUCGCUGGUUUGUCAUGGUCUGUGGAUGAAAAAUCGCUCAGUGAUGCAUUCUCCUCUUUCGGGCAAGUAACAGAAGUAAGGAUAAUGUAUGAUAAGGAAACUGGUCGAUCAAGGGGAUUUGGGUUUGUUUACUUCUCAAAAGACGAAGAGGCCAGCAGUGCAAAAGACUCCAUGGAUGGAAAGGCUUUUCUAGGUCGUCCAUUGAGGGUAAGCUUUGCCCUUGAAAAGGUCCGCGGUGCACCUGUUGUUGUUCCCCGACUUACAGGCACUGGAAAUGCUGAUAGAAAAACUCGUUGAGUUUUGUUUGCGGUAGUGUCCCUGGCAUUGAGGAGUGGUUUUCUGCAGCAUUUUUUUGGUUUGGUGAAUAUACCUUAUGUUACUGGAUCAAUUACCUGAUUACCUCCAUGAACGCUUAAUAAAAGGCGUUCGUUCUUUGCAAAAGCUACCAGGAAAUGAAGCUAGUGCUGGGGUGGUCUUGUGGGAAUUCACAUUAUGUUGACUUGAGUUUGUACUUACUAUACUACCACAAAACAAUUAGAAAUCUUAUGCUGCAACCAGGAAAUUGGUGCAGCUCUCUUUGUGUACCCUUCAUUUGGUUGUUGGUUAUAGUUACGCAGGUAAGAUUUAGUAAUUCAUGUAUUAGUUAUUCAUCAUAACUUAUACAUGCAUUAGUUAAGCGGAAUUGUAAAUUGAUAAUCAAACGUAUGUUGAAUUUAUAUUCAUUAAUAUAGUAAGGUUGUUUGGUG
This is a messenger RNA of Solanum stenotomum, 892 nucleotides long. RefSeq names its product glycine-rich RNA-binding protein 4, mitochondrial. The record is from RefSeq and is a predicted model, not a curated record. NCBI's taxonomy places the organism in Eukaryota, Viridiplantae, Streptophyta, Magnoliopsida, Solanales, Solanaceae. The transcript has 4 exons. Gene Ontology annotation, molecular function: RNA binding. Bases 24 to 443 code for a protein of 139 amino acids.